This is a messenger RNA of Elephantulus edwardii (Cape elephant shrew), 1253 nucleotides long. It is a transcript of the gene BTBD2, whose product is annotated as BTB (POZ) domain containing 2. Gene Ontology annotation, biological process: neurogenesis. The transcript has 8 exons. Gene Ontology annotation, cellular component: cytosol; P-body. The record is from RefSeq and is a predicted model, not a curated record. Gene Ontology annotation, molecular function: protein binding. The coding region runs from base 34 to 1167 and encodes 377 amino acids. NCBI's taxonomy places the organism in Eukaryota, Metazoa, Chordata, Mammalia, Macroscelidea, Macroscelididae.
GUGCUGGCCGUGGGCAGUGCCGUCUUCGAUGCCAUGUUCAACGGGGGGAUGGCUACCACGUCCACGGAGAUCGAGCUGCCCGACGUGGAGCCCGCCGCCUUCCUGGCCCUUCUGAAGUUCCUCUACUCAGACGAGGUGCAGAUCGGCCCCGAGACGGUCAUGACCACCCUCUACACCGCCAAGAAGUACGCCGUGCCCGCGCUCGAGGCCCACUGCGUGGAGUUCCUGAAGAAGAACCUGCGGGCGGACAAUGCCUUCAUGCUCCUCACGCAGGCUCGACUGUUCGAUGAGCCGCAGCUGGCCAGCCUGUGCCUGGAGAACAUCGACAAGAACACUGCUGACGCCAUCACCGCCGAGGGCUUCACCGACAUCGACCUGGACACCCUGGUGGCCGUCCUGGAGCGCGACACACUGGGCAUCCGCGAGGUCCGCCUGUUCAAUGCCGUCGUGCGCUGGUCAGAGGCCGAGUGCCAGCGCCAGCAGCUGCCGGUGACGCCCGAGAACAAGCGCAAGGUCCUGGGUGCGGCCCUGGGCCUCAUCCGCUUCCCGCUGAUGACCAUCGAGGAGUUCGCCGCAGGCCCCGCACAGUCUGGCAUCCUUAUGGACCGCGAGGUGGUCAGCCUCUUCCUGCACUUCACCGUCAACCCCAAGCCGCGGGUCGACUUCAUCGACCGGCCGCGCUGCUGCCUGCGUGGGAAGGAGUGCAGCAUCAACCGCUUCCAGCAGGUGGAGAGCCGCUGGGGCUACAGUGGGACCAGCGACCGUGUCAGGUUCUCGGUGAACAAGCGCAUCUUUGUGGUGGGGUUCGGCCUCUACGGGUCAAUCCACGGGCCGACUGACUACCAAGUGAACAUCCAGAUCAUCCACACCGACAGCAACACUGUCCUGGGGCAGAAUGACACGGGUUUCAGCUGUGACGGCUCUGCCAGCACCUUCCGCGUCAUGUUCAAGGAGCCUGUGGAAGUGCUGCCCAAUGUCAACUACACGGCCUGCGCCACACUCAAGGGCCCCGAUUCGCACUACGGUACCAAAGGCCUGCGCAAAGUGACCCAUGAGUCACCCACAACGGGCGCCAAGACCUGCUUCACCUUCUGCUACGCCGCGGGCAACAACAACGGUACAUCCGUGGAGGACGGCCAGAUCCCUGAGGUCAUCUUCUACACCUAGUGACCAAGGCCUGCUGCAGGCCCCGCCCGGGCACACAGCCUUCCCUCAGAGUGGGGAGGGGGCUCCGCCCGGGAGCCUGCACCUGC